AUGUAUUUACCGUACGAGCUGGUGUUGCGGGGCGCCGGGGACGGUCCGAUCUGUCCGAGCCUUGACCGGGCGCGGGUGGUGCGACCAGCACGCGCGCUGGAGGGCGAGGACAGCGACGACGAGGAGGAGGCGGAGAUCGCCUCUCUGGACGAGGAUGAGGACGAGAUGGACGAGGACUCGAUCCAGUACCUGGAGCAGCUGCAGAAGAAGGUGCAGUCGGCGGCGCCCAGCUCUCCCUUCACAAUCUCUACGAAAAUUAUCGAGGACGACGGCAGCGAGUUCAGCCUCGACUACGACGAGCAGUUCGAGGACUACACGACGCCACUGGACGCGGCCGACUGUCCGGUGGACGAGUUCGUGGUGUUCCGCGAGACGCUGGAGGGCCUGCAGCGCCAGCAGCCCGAGUGGUACCAGGCGCUGACGGCGCCGCUCUCAGAAGACGACCGCAAGCAGCUGCAGGAGGCGUUCACCAUGGCCGAACAGCGCAAGGCGGCCGCGCACGCCGAGGCCAUCAAGAAGCAGGGAGGAUACAACUUCGAACAGAAGACGGUGCCUUCCACCUUCAACUUCGGCUCCGGCUCCGGCAACGUCACGUUUGGCAGCCCGUAGCGGCGGCGAGCGCGCGCGAGGCCGGCCACCAGACUGCGCCGACGCCGCUCGAGUCAAAGCUGAAGCCUGCGAUACGUCCGCGAAGCGGCCGGCGCGGCGCCGUCCCCACACGGCUCUCCCAUUCAGGAUUGGUAUUUAUCGGUUUCACUAGCGUGGUAAGCGCGGCGACGCGGCGGGGCGCGCGCUUCCGUGCCGGUGGCGGGUGGCGAGCGGCGCGCGCGCGCGCGCGCGCCGCGGGCUGGCAGUCCCGCCGCGGACCGCCCCUCUGUGAUGCCGCCCGGCGCUGGGAGCGCCACCGCCCGGGCCUAGGCAGCAGCGCCAGUGAGGACUCUCCUGGACAGUUCUGUUGCCUUAUUGUUGUUGCAAAUUUGCAGCGAAACAAUAAUAACCGGUCGAAUUUGGGAGGCGUUUGUUGGUGGUGGUGGACGCCGGUGCAGGGCGGCCGGCGGCGGCAGCGCGCGCCGCGGUGGCGCCCGCGCCCGUGUCGCCGCGUCCGCUGCGGCUUGGCCCGGGACCCGGCAGGGUUUCGGCCGCCCACCGCGACGGCGGCGGCUGGGCCCCUCUGCUGCCCGGUGCUGUGUGGCGGUACCCGAGAGCCGUUUGCCGUGUUUUUGGUUCAUGCGUUACGUCGUGCGCGUCGCGCGAGCCUCGCUCGGGGAAAGGGGGAGGGGGGAUCGUGCUCGAGCUGGGGCGGCGCGGCCGAACCGCGGCGCUGCUGGUAUGACGUGUGCACAUCUGUCUUGUAUUAAUGCAUUCUAUUGAAAGA
Pollicipes pollicipes is the source of this 1375-nucleotide messenger RNA. RefSeq names its product importin-7. Lineage: Eukaryota; Metazoa; Arthropoda; Thecostraca; Pollicipedomorpha; Pollicipedidae. The record is from RefSeq and is a predicted model, not a curated record. Bases 1 to 609 code for a protein of 202 amino acids. The transcript has 4 exons.